Molecule: messenger RNA, 2037 nt
Organism: Heterobasidion irregulare TC 32-1
Lineage: Eukaryota; Fungi; Basidiomycota; Agaricomycetes; Russulales; Bondarzewiaceae
Exons: 12
Coding region: 1-2037 (678 amino acids)
Biological process (GO): nucleotide catabolic process
Molecular function (GO): hydrolase activity
Source: RefSeq, a predicted model, not a curated record
AUGACCAAACUACCCAUCAUCCACUUCAACGAUGUCUAUAGAGUCAGGCCUCAGAAGAUCUCGCCUACAUCACCAGAGACGAUCGAUGUCACGCAGUUCGCGGCCUUGAUGGACGAUAUACGAGACGGAUGGGCAGAAAGACCCGACGGGACUCGGGAAGGCCUGACGUUGUUCUCUGGAGAUGUGUUUGCGCCAUCCGUGGAAAGCUCGGUCACUAGAGGUAGCCAUAUGGUUCCCGUUAUGAAUCAACUGGCACCAGACGUAUCCAUGACCGGAAAUCAUGAUUUUGAUUUCGGUUAUCCGCAUCUCUCUAAACUCAUCCAGGAUACCAAAUUUCCAUGGCUUCUCAGUAACAUCGUAGACACAACAACGUCGAAAGUCCCAGACAGCCUAUACGAAUUCCGAGUGCUGGAACGCGUUGGGGUCCGCAUCGGUGUGAUAGGCUUGGUCGAGAAGGAGUGGAUAGGAACUGUCUCAUCAUGGCCUGAGAGUUUUGUAUACAAAGACAUGGCCGAGGUAGGGUUGGAUCUUUCCAAGCGUCUUCGUGACCCCACCGGGGAAUACAAAUGCGACCUCAUCAUCGCUUUGACUCAUGCUAGGUGGGUUAAUGAUAUCGCGCUCGCUAAAAAGCUACUCGCUCUUACCCCAGCUGCACAGGAGAACCAAGAUGUCGCCAACACUCACGGUGUCGAUAUUCUUUUAGGAGGGCACGACCAUCUGUACUUCGUUGGUCGUGGAGUAGACACUUGGGAAGGGUAUGAUCUCACAGCUGAAGUCUUGGGGGCCGAGGAAGACCAUGGGGACGUCUUGCUUGUCAAGAGCGGGACAGAUUUCCGCGACCUCAGCGAGAUGACCCUUGAGCUAGAGGACACAUCAGAAGGAAGCGUCAGAAGGAAAGUUAUCAAGAAAAUCAUGGGAAAACAUCACGAGAUUGUGCCCGGCAUGCGGUCCUGCAAUCAACUGCAGAGAAUCUUGGAUAAUAUAUUGAAAUCUGUCGGUUCAUCGCUCAAAAACCCUUUGUGCAAAUUAGCAGCAGAACUUGAUGUUCGAUCUCAGUUCAUCCGCAUUCAAGAGUCCGCUGCAGGAGACUGGUUCGCUGACAUCUUGCGACACACGUAUGACGACGCGCUUUGCAUGAAAGGGUACAACGGAGGAGCAGAUGGGGUAUUCAUCUGUGCGGGAAUGUUGAGAGGGGACUCUAUUUACGGCCCAGGAUACCUUUCGUUGGGUGACAUUCUGGAGAUCCUUCCCUUUGAAGAUCCCCUCGUUGUGAUAGAAGUGGAUGGCCAGACCUUAUGGGACACAUUGGAAGCGUCGCUGGAGACUUGGCCAGCGCAGGAAGGACGAUUCCCCGUGAUAGCAGGAUUCCGUGUCUCUUGGGAUUCUCGGAAGAAGCCUGGUGAACGUGUCCUUGGGGUUUGGUUGCAAGAAGAGGUUUCGGACGGCGGGUUGGGAUCUCCUGCUGACAGUGGCCAUACCACCCCGGCCGUUGUCGAUGGCGAACCCAUCAAACGGGAGAAAGAGGGGCGCAAAUACAAAAUCGUGACUCGAGAAUACAUGGCCCAAGGACAUGACGGUUUCCUCCCCCUCAAAGGACAAAAACAUUUGAUUGACGACGAAUCGGGCCAGAUCACCAGCACGGUCGUUAGAAAGUACCUACUCGGAGCACAAUUCGUCAAUAGGCUCGCUCGCAUGAACGAGUCGCAGGAGCACAUUGACCCUGACACACAUAGAAUCAUUGCUCAGGAGCGCACAAGACAGUCCCGGAUCAAGACACAUCAGUUGCACAUCGCGGAGCAAUGGAAGCGGGCUGCCUCUCUCGCCAUCCGUUGGUCGCGGUCCAAGCAACACUAUCAAGACCAUAUUGGGGUUGCGUCGAAGGAACACAUGAGCGGAGUGGAUUGCUUCGACGGAGCGAAGCUGCGAGUAGGGAAGCAGCAAGAUGAAGAUGGAGAGGCCAAGGCACCUGCAGAGGAAGAUAUGAUUACCGUUCAUCCUGUUGUGGACGGAAGGUUAAGAAACGAGGCCAGAUCCUGA